This is a messenger RNA of Fopius arisanus, 1512 nucleotides long. It is a transcript of the gene spt4, whose product is annotated as Transcription elongation factor subunit spt4. Gene Ontology annotation, cellular component: DSIF complex; nucleus. The coding region runs from base 124 to 468 and encodes 114 amino acids. Gene Ontology annotation, biological process: regulation of transcription elongation by RNA polymerase II; transcription elongation-coupled chromatin remodeling. The record is from RefSeq and is a predicted model, not a curated record. Gene Ontology annotation, molecular function: RNA polymerase II complex binding; zinc ion binding. The transcript has 4 exons. NCBI's taxonomy places the organism in Eukaryota, Metazoa, Arthropoda, Insecta, Hymenoptera, Braconidae.
CUUCAAAAACAAUUUUCACAGAAUUGUUUGCUCCUCAGUUUUCUCGCAUUCCCAGACGUACGAAUAAUUGUUAAUAAUAUAUUUACCUGUUGGAGAUAUAUUUAAACAAUAUAAUUAAGAGAAAUGGAGACUGUGCCAAAAGAUUUAAGAAGUCUUCGAGCUUGUAUGGUGUGUUCUUUAAUAAAGACGUUCGAUCAAUUCGAAUUAGAUGGAUGCGAAAACUGUGACGAAUUCUUGAGGUUGAAAAAUAAUAAGGAUAAUGUAUUUGAUUGCACCAGUUCUAAUUUUGAUGGGAUGAUUGCAGUCAUGAGUCCAGAGGACAGUUGGGUGUGCAAAUGGCAGAGGAUAAAUCGGUUCACGAAAGGAGUUUACGCCAUUUCAGUUUCCGGACGAUUACCUCCAAACAUAAUAAGAGAUAUGAAGAGUCGAGGAAUAAUCUACAGACCUAGAGACACAUCGCAGAGAUAAAACAACACAUAAAGAACAACAUUGGACUCAAUUGUACUUGAUUUAUAUUUUUUAAAAUGAGUUUCAACACAGGGUAAAGUGAUCGGGGCCUUUUGAAGAUAUUUGUGCGAACGUGGAAUGAAAUUUGGAUAAAUCAUUGUGAAAUAUUGUAGUAAUUCAAAUGGUACAACAGACGACAGUAAGAAACUCUAGGAUAAUAUAUUAAUAACAAUAACACAUUCAUCAUCAUUUAAUAUCAGAAAAAGUAUUCCUUCCCAUUUAAAUAAUCAAUUAAAAUUUGACGCUAGCCUCUCUACUAACUGACUUGAGACAAGUAAAAAGAAUAAUUAAUAGUAUUGACUUUUAAAUUUUCGAUUAUGGAAUUUUUAAAUUCAAUUGCGCUUGAAAAAUUUGAGAAAAAUUAUGAAUAUUUAAGGUUUUUUGAAUUAUCAUGGUCAAAGAAGAUUAUUCUUUUAUCUAUUUUACUGAAUGAAUCGAAGUCAUUGUUUACACUCUCGGAGACUUGGUUUUUCUCACUCAAAAAUUUAUUUCUCAUAGAAUUCUCUCAAAUUUCUCUACAAUCAUUGAAGAGUGGAAUUGAUUUUUUGAGAGUAAUGUAUGAAAAAAUAUUGUAGCGCCAAAUAAAACUCAUCCACAAGAGCGUAAUUCGAAUUUUGAAAUUGAGGGGCUUGAAUAAUCAUACAAUUGCAAAAUGUUUGAAAAUCUAGGAUGAAAUUGGCGCUAAAUAAAAGCUAGUGUUUGAAAUCAGAAACGUUAAAAAAAAUUCGCAAGAAGCCAAAAACGCCAGAUUACUUUGAUAUUUUGGAUUCUCUUUUAAAUGCAAAGAUUUUCCCCUGAUUUUGAUCGAUGAUACAAACAUUUUUUAAUAUGAGAUCCAUUUUAAUCAGAGCCUAUAUAGAAAAUAAUUCAACUAAUGUGGGAUUUAAAGAGCAAUUAUAAAAAAAUGUUCUCCAACUUCUUUCAAACAUUUUCAAUUGAAGACUUACCUCUGCUCCACUUUAUAACAAGAUUUUUCAACCACAAAACUAAAAAAAAGAGAUUAAU